Messenger RNA from Colias croceus (clouded yellow), 3519 nucleotides. RefSeq names its product kelch-like protein 5. Lineage: Eukaryota; Metazoa; Arthropoda; Insecta; Lepidoptera; Pieridae. The coding region runs from base 123 to 1952 and encodes 609 amino acids. The transcript is spliced from 10 exons. Gene Ontology annotation, molecular function: protein binding. The record is from RefSeq and is a predicted model, not a curated record.
UUGACAUCUCUUUGUUUUCAUUCUGCUGAAGCGUUUAGCGUUCGUUAUUUGUGCCCGGUUUAAUUAUUUUAUUUUAUUUUCUGUGUGCACAAUUUCCAUUGUCGAUCGAAAUUAAUGCAACAAUGUCGGUCUGUGAUACUCAAAAAGCUGAGGCUUCUAAAGACAAUGUAUCUCAGAACUCAAUCGACGAAGGUUUACCUCGGGAACUUAGUCAACUUAGUCUUUCGAGUGGUUCCAGUCCCGAUGAAUUUCACUGUCACAAAGGACAUUCAGAAUCAACAUUAAAGAAUAUAUUCGGUUAUUAUCAGUCCCAAAAGCUUUGUGAUGUAGUUCUUAUUGCAGGCACUUGCAGGAUACCUGCACACAAAAUAGUUUUAGUAUCAUGCAGUGAAUAUUUUGCUGCAAUGUUCACGGGAUCACUGCAAGAAGCCAAAUCCACAGAAAUAACUCUAGAAAGGGUUGAUCCACAAGCGCUGAAGACACUAGUACAUUAUUGUUACACAGGAAUUAUAGAAUUAAGUGAAGACACAGUAGAAGUCUUAUUAUCAACUGCCACAUUACUCCAACUUCAUGUUGUAGCCAAAGCAUGUUGUGAUUUCUUAGAGAAGCAGUUGGAUCCCUGCAACUGUUUAGGCAUAGCAUUAUUUGCCGAACAGCAGUCCUGCAUUUCGCUACAUAAAACUGCUAUGGAGUACACAUAUCAACAUUUUAUGCAGGUAGUGAAAAACGAAGAGUUCCUAUGCUUAGAUGAUGAACAAUUAGCCAAUUUAUUGAAAUCCGAUGAUCUCAAUGUUGUGACUGAAGAGAAUGUGUUCGAGAGCAUGAUGCUGUGGGUGCAGCAUGAUCUUGUGAACAGGGAAAAGUACUUGCCAAACUUGUUGAAACUGAUUAAACUGCCGUUAUUGUCAUCAGAGUAUCUGAUAGAUAAAGUAGAGCAAGCGUGUGGCAACGUGGCUGAAUGCCAGCCGCUCAUCAUGGAAGCUGUGAAAUGGCACCUGUUACCUGAAAGACGAUCCCUUCUGUUCUCACACAGAACUAGACCGAGGACCUCUACGAUUGGACGCUUGUUGGCUAUCGGUGGCAUGGAUGGGUAUAAGGGUGCUAGUAACAUGGAAAUGUAUGACCCAAGGACAAAUACAUGGACUCCCUUUAUGAGAAUGGGUGCUCGAAGACUGCAAUUUGGAGUCGCUGUGAUGCAGAAUAAACUUAUAGUUGUAGGCGGUAGAGACGGCCUUAAGACUCUUAAUACGGUGGAAUGUUUCGACCUAACGUCACUAAGCUGGAGCACACUAGCGCCAAUGAACGCACACAGACACGGGCUCGGUGUUGCCGUGCUUGGGGACGGGCCUAAUUCGCCGAUAUAUGCUGUGGGCGGACAUGAUGGAUGGAUUUACUUGAACUCUGUGGAACGGUGGGACGCGUGCUCGCGCACGUGGACGAUAGUGGCGGGCAUGGCGGGCGCGCGCAGCACGUGCGGCGUGGCGGCGCUGCGCGGGCGCCUGUACGCGGUGGGCGGCCGCGACGGCGGCGCCUGCCUGCGCUCCGUCGAGUGCUACGACCCCGCCACCAACCACUGGGCCGCCUGCGCGCCCAUGACGCGCCGCCGGGGGGGCGUCAGCGUGUGCGCGGCGGGCGGGUACCUGUACGCGCUGGGCGGGCACGAGGCGCCGGCCAACACGGCGGGCGGGCGCCUGGCCUGCGUGGAGCGGUACGACCCGCUCGCCGACAGCUGGCUGCUGCUGGCGCGCCUGUCGCACGCGCGCGACGCCAUCGGCGCCUGCCUGCUGGGCGACCGCAUCGUGGCCGUGGGCGGCUACGACGGUGUCCAAUACCUGUGCGUAGUAGAAGUGUACGACUCGGAGUCGAACUGCUGGCGCAAGCUGGCGCCGCUCAGCACGGGGCGGGCCGGGGCCGCCGUAGUAGCCAUACCGCCGCCGAGAAACAUCUUCUGAUAUUGCAGCCACCAGCUCGUUGUUUACGUCAUCGGCUAGUUUUUUUUUUGUGUUUUCAGCCAGUGUUUAAUUAACUUUUUUUGUCAAAAAAAUAUUGCUUGCCAGUGAAUGAUUAACUUUUAAGACGCGUUAAUUUUUUUUUAUCUUGACAUUUUCGGCCAGUUCAUGGUUUACUUUUUUGCUGGCAAAAGAUUAUUGCUGGCCAGUGAAUGAUUAACUUGUAUGGCGCGUUGAUUUUUUUAAAUUGUGAUAUUUGCAGCCAGUUCAUGAUUAACUUAAGUACAUACAUAUUUCUCGUUUUAUUUCAAUUUUCGUUUUCAUGUUGUGAUAUUUUCAACCAAUAGGAAAAGCGUUAGGGCGUUUGAAUUUUUUUAUAGUGAAAAAAAUUUUGAAUGCAGCGAAUUUAAAAUAGCCAUAUGUUACUAAAACUAAUAAAGCGUAAUGUUUUUAGUAUAUUCUAAUUUGAAUUUGUUUAUGGAAUCUCAAAAGAAAUUGUUGCGGUCAUGCAACUAAUCGCAAUCUGACUCGAAUGACCAUUUUUUGUUUUACAAAAAUAGAAACAAUCAUUCCAAUUGGUUUUACGUAAAAAAUUGUCAAUAAUCACAAUUUUCAGUGCAUUAAAUUACAAUCAAUAAUAAAAUAUCGUCCAUAUAUUUUUAAAUACCUACAAAACCAUACAAUCGUCAUAGCCGAUGUUGUAUAACAAUUUUAAUCACUUAGUAUGAACCCAAUAUAUUCGUCUUUGUAUAAUAUUAUUUUUUUGACGAAAUAGAAUAGUGUGUACUUAAUCGCUCAUAUAUUUUUCUAGGGUAAUUUUGUUUAAAUAUAAUACGUUUUAAGUAAGACAUCACAUUAACGAUAAUUUUAUAUACAAAUCUACAAGUUUACAUCUUUCAUGCUUCUCACAAAAACACUUAUGACUGCAUUUUUUGUGAACAUUUUAUUUUUUCUGAAAUUAAUUUCCAUAUAUUUCAUUCCAUUAUUUCUGGCAAUUUUUAGAUAUAUACAACGGUAAUUGUUAUGUAAAUAUAUUUUAUAACUAGACUAUCGAAUAGAAUUGAAAAAAAAAACGAAUAUAUAAUUAAAUAAGUUCCAGUUGUAGUAAAAUAAUACAAAUAUUAUAGAUACGGUGCAUUUAGAAAUACGUGUAUUUGUAUAUAAUUAAUUAGAUACAAAUUUUACUCCAAAAAUAAAACCGGUAAUGUAUGCUAAAAACUCUACCGGCGUGCUCUUACAUCGAUUAAACUGAAAAUAGUAUUCAUAAUCCUCACAUAGACGAACUGACGAGAGUAAAAAAAAUACUUUCUCAUUGUCAUUUUUUGCUUUAAAAAUGAGGCUUUUUUUAUUUAAUUAUUUUUUUGUUUCUUUAUGUACUUACAGCUCUUAUUAUUUCUUUUUUAUAACAAAAAUUCUAAAAGGUUGCUAACAUCGAUCUCAGUUCGUUUAGAUAACGAAUGAAAAUUAAAAACGACGUGUGGCACUCGGGGACUGCCGCGGUAAAACUAUUGCAUGCUAUGCCUUCACGCCACACCUCCGCCCGUCGGAGUGGGGAGCGUGAGGUUUUUUC